Harpia harpyja (harpy eagle) is the source of this 3090-nucleotide messenger RNA. Its product is annotated as zinc finger protein 345-like. The record is from RefSeq and is a predicted model, not a curated record. NCBI's taxonomy places the organism in Eukaryota, Metazoa, Chordata, Aves, Accipitriformes, Accipitridae. Gene Ontology annotation, biological process: regulation of transcription by RNA polymerase II. The transcript has 5 exons. Gene Ontology annotation, molecular function: RNA polymerase II cis-regulatory region sequence-specific DNA binding; DNA-binding transcription factor activity, RNA polymerase II-specific.
AGGGAACGGGAAGGGGACAGGAAUGAGGACGGGAACGGGGACAAGGACAGGGAUGGGGAUGGAGGUGGGGAUGCGGAGAGGGAUGGGGAUGCGGGUGGGACCGGGGCCGGGCACGGUCGGCGGGGCAGCGGCAGCCGGGCGCCCCCGCCGCCUCCCCCCGGCCCCCCCCCCCCGAGGACCCGGCCGGCAGCGGGGGAAGCGCCGCCGCCCCUCGCCCCCGCUUCCCUCUGCGCCUCCCCGGUCACCGCGGCGGAGGCUGAACUUCCUGGGUCACCGGCGGCUCCUCCAUCCGGGAGCCCGGGCGGAGGAGCCGCGGGGCCGGCGGCGGCGGCGGCGGCGCUUCCCCGAGCGGCCCGGCGCGGGGGAGCCCCGGCUCCCGUCAGCCCCCGGAGCACCGGCGCCGGCCGGCCCUGCCGCCCCCCCGCCCGCAGGUACCGGUGUGCCGGGGGUCCCUCUGCGGAGCUGGGGAGGGGUUGCCGAGCCGGCGGGUGCCCCCGCUCCGGCCCCGCUGGGCGGGGGGGGCCACGGAGGGGAGAUGCUCGAGUAACCCGCAUCCCCAGCCGAGGGCGGCGGGGCCCUGCCAGCGGCCCCCCGUGCCUGCCUAGGCAGCCACCCAGGGGCUGCCGGGCUUCGAAGCGGCGGCAGCCGGUGGGUGCUGGCGGCGUCGGCGUCAUGCAGGAGAGCUACGAGUCCCUGAUCCUGCUGGACUUCCCGAUUCCCAAGCCUAACGUCAUCUCCCGGCUGGAGCUGGAGGAAGAGCUGGGGGUGCCGGACCCGAACGACUCCAAGGAAUGGGAGAUCCUCAGGGUGGCCCCCGCAGAUGACGGGACGGGGAGCGAGAACGAGGACGAGGCUCCCGAGCCGGACGGCCCUGAGCUGGCGGAGCUGGACGUCAUCCUGUCCCGGGGGGCUGAGGAGGGUGUCCCCCAGAGCCCCGUGCUCGGGGAUGCCUGCCAGAGCCACUGCGGCACCCCCUGGGACCCCCGGAGCCCCCCCGAGGAGCGGCCAGCACGGCCCCCCCGUGGCGGGGCAGCGGCCAGCGGCCGAGGGGGGCGGCGGGCACGGCGGGGGGACGUGCCGAAAACCUGCGGGCAGUGCGAGAAGACCUUCUCCCGGCGGUCGGAGUUGCUGAUCCACCAGCGGCUGCACACGGGGGAGAAGCCCUACAAGUGCCUGGACUGCGGGAAGAGCUUCACCCGCAGCUCGAACCGCAAUGCCCACCAGCGCAUCCACAGCGGGGACAGGCCCUACAAGUGCCCCGACUGCGGGAAGAGCUUCGGCCAGAGCUCGGACCUGGCGAAGCACCAGCGGCUGCAUGCCGGCGAGCGGCCCUACGCCUGCGCCAAGUGUGGGAAGAGCUUCAGCUGGAGCUCAGACCUCGUCGUCCACCAGCGCAUCCACACCGGCGAGCGGCCCUACAAGUGCCCCCAGUGCGGAAAGAGCUUCAACCGCAGCUCCAACCUCAACACGCACCAGCGGACCCACCUGGGCGAGCGGCCCUACAAGUGCGCCGACUGCGGCAAGAGCUUCAGCUACAGCUCAGCCUUCCUCAAGCACCAGCGGACCCACACCGGGGAGAAGCCCUACCAGUGCGCCGGCUGCGGGAAGAGCUUCUUCGAGAGCUCAGCCCUGAUCCGCCACCAGCGCAUCCACACCGGGGAGACCCCCUACCAGUGCCCCCACUGCAGGAAGAGCUUCAAGCAGAGUUCAUCCCUCAUCACCCACCUGCGCACCCACACCGGGGAGAAGCCCUACAAGUGCGGCGACUGCGGCAAGAGCUUCAUCGUCAGCUCGGCCCUCAUCAGGCAUCAGCGGAUCCACCUGGGAUAGCACCCCAACAUCUGCGUGGAGUGCGGCAAGAGCUUCGCGCAGAGCGCAGCGCUGCUGGCCCACCGGCGCAGCCACGGUGGGGAGAAGCCCUUCGCCUGCCUCGACUGCGGCAAGAGCUUCGGCCUCAGCGCCAACCUGCUGCGGCACCGGCGUGCCCACGCUGGCAGGAGGCCGCAGAGCUGCCGGGACUGCGGGAAGGAGGUGGGCGCCACCACCGCCAGCCCAGCCCCGCGCCCCCCCGGCCAGAAGCCCUACAAGUGCGUCGACUGUGGGAAGAGCUUUGGCCGUCCCAAGCAGCCCCCUGCCAGCCCCUCAGGGAAGCGCCGGCGGCGGGACGGCCCCAGUGGGGAGAAGCCACCAGCCGUGGCCAUCCCCAACACCUGCGCCGAGUGCUGGCAGAGCUUCAGCCAGAACUCCGACCUGGUGAAGCACAUGCGCAUCCACACCGGGGAGAAGCCCUAUGCCUGUCCCCACUGCGGGAAGCGCUUCAACGUCAGCUCCAACCUCAUCCGCCACCAGCGCAUCCACACCGGCGAGAAGCCCUAUGCCUGCGCCGACUGCGGCAAGAGCUUCACCGACAAGUCCACCCUCACCCAACACCGCCGCAUCCACACGGGCGAGAAGCCCUACGCCUGCGCCUACUGUGGCAAGAGCUUCAGCCGCAGCUCCCACCACAAGCGGCACCAGCGAACCCACGCAGGGCAAAACCCCGUCUCCCUCCUGCCCCUCUGGCCCUACCCCAGCCAGCCCUGCUAGGGGGGGCUCGGCGUGGCCAGCACUGCCAGGGCAGGAUGCCGCGCGUGUUGGAGGGGCCGGUAGGAUGAGGCAUAGUAGGAUGAGCCACGAGGCUGGUAGGUGGGAUUAUGUGGGGUGGGUCGGGGCGGUAGCGGUUGGGUAAGUAGGAUGGGUCAGUAGCAAUGGGACGCAGCGGGCGGCAGCAGUGCUCAAGCCGGCAGUGGCUCAGGACCCGUCUUGCCGUGGAGACCCCCAGGACGGGCAAGUCAGGGGGCCGAGCCCCCCCGUGCUAUGCAGGGCCACAUUCCUGCUUGCCUUUUGCUGCGGGGAUGAACCUGGUUGUCUCGGAGCCGGAACGCGUCCAUGCCCGCCAAGGGCAUCGCAGCGCCUUGUUCUUGCUGGUCAUCAGCCAUGCAGCCCCGUGCUGUGUCCUGCUGGGAUGGUGGGGGGGGGCACGUCGCCCGGCUGCCGCGCGUGGGUUUCUCUGUAGAACAGAUUAACAAAAAACCAUUUGAAUAAUAAUUA